This is a messenger RNA of Condylostylus longicornis, 3621 nucleotides long. It is a transcript of the gene mfr, whose product is annotated as fer-1-like protein 6. The record is from RefSeq and is a predicted model, not a curated record. Lineage: Eukaryota; Metazoa; Arthropoda; Insecta; Diptera; Dolichopodidae. Gene Ontology annotation, biological process: plasma membrane organization. The annotation marks the transcript as partial. The transcript has 20 exons.
AAAAUAAUAUUGGAUAAAAAAAUUAAAUAUACAAAAGUUUUUAAGAAAUCUUCUAAUCCAUUUUAUAAUGAGAAUUUCGUUUUUGAAUUGCAUUGUUCAGUUAUAGAACUUUUAAAUAAGAAAAUUUUAUUUGAAGUUAAACAAAGAUUUUGUAAUAAAAAGGACAAAAUGAUUGGGGAAUUAUUAAUUGAUUUGAGAAAUGUAUGGAAUCAAACUGGUCAUUUAUUUUUUAAGAAAUGGGGGAAAUUAGAAUCACCCUAUGGGAAACGUAAUGAUAUUCCAAGAGGAUAUUUACAAAUUGAUUUAACGAUCAUUUCACGUAAUUAUAUACCGAUUGAGAAAAUGAAAAUUGAUUUCGAUGAUGAUAUUGAAAAAAUUAUUUUAAAAAAACAAAUCCAAUCAAUUGAUGAGAAAUUGUGGUGGAAAGAGGAAAAAUUUAUAAUUGAAUGUUUAAUAUUACAAGGAGAUUUUAAUAUAGCUCAGAAGAAUAAUAAUAUGAAAUCAAUUGUCUUAAGGGUAACAUGGCCUGAUAUAAGACAGAAAUAUGAAGUGGAUUAUUUUAUACAGAGCUUUUUAAAAGAAUUGCAUCCCGAUGAAGCAACUGAAUAUGAAAUUGAAGAAAUUCUUACAUUAAUUGAAUCCAAAAUAAGAAAAUUAAAUGAAAUAUUAGAAUCUCGUGUACAAGAUGUCUGGCCAUAUUUAAUUUUUCAAUUAGAAAUAGGACAAAAUAUUGUUGCAGCUCAAAUUUUAAAUACAAAAGAAUUUAUUUAUACAAAACGAGAGGAUUGUAAGAGUCAUUUAAGUGGAAUCCGUCAUGAAAUCCUUAUGAAAUCAAUUGAAUGUCAACACACUUGUAAUAAAUGUGGAUGUAUUUAUGGAAAAUUUGACAGUUUAAUUUGGAUUGGAACUGAAGAAGAAUAUACUGAAAGAUUAUUAGAUAUUGAUUUAUUUCGAAUGGGAAAUAAAAUAUUUGAAUAUAAUUUUAAUGAACCAACUAUUGUAUCAUGUCAUAUAUAUUUAUAUCAGGCAAAAAUACGUCCUGGUAAUGAUAAAACUGGAUUAUGUGAUGCUAAAAUACGUUUUACAAUUUUAAAUAAUUCAUAUGAAACAGAAGUUAUUAAAGAAUCUUUAUCACCAAUAUGGAAUGAAAAAAUAAUAAUUAAUGAUAUUAAAUUGAAAGGUCCAGCAACAUGGUAUUCAGAAAAUCCUAUUCAAUUAAGUAUUGAAGUUUUUGAUGAUGAUGGUUUAGGAAAUUUCGAAUAUUUAGGUUGUGGUUUAAUACCUGCUGCUUUUAAAUUUAAUGAAUAUGACAUGGGAUCAAAGAAUUUUGAGGGCAUUUCUAUUAAUCCUUUAAAAUGGAUUAAUAUCUAUUUGAAUGGAUCAAGUACAGUUGAAAUUUUAAUGUCCUGUGAACUUAUUGAAUUCUCAGACGACAGUGAAAAGCUUGGCGAAAAUUCUCAAGAAAAACCAAUUAUUGAAAUAUAUAAAGAUUUACCAAAAUUUUCUAUGCCAUUUUCUAAUACUGAUUCGAAAAUUAUUGUAUUAUUUGGAAAUAUACAAUUAGAAUCGAAAUUAGAUAAAAUAAAAUAUGGAAAAAAUAUUAAUUUUCUAAAAUCGUUUUCAUCUGGAAUUGUGGAUCUCGCAGAACAAUUAGAAUAUUGGCCACCGAUUGUUAUAAAACAUAUUGAAAAAGACAAACCUAUUGGAGCAGCAAUGAUAUCAAAUCCUAGUAAAUAUUUUCAUCAAAAAAUUUUCCCUGUUAAAAUUAUUGGAAGUAAACAUUCCAGUCGGGUUACAUUCAAUAGAAAACGUUUUGCUGAAUAUUUUAAAAUAAAUUCGGAUACUUCUGAGUAUACAUGGUGGACAAAAUUUUAUAAUUCAAUAAAUCGUUUUCGAAAUAAUUAUACGCAAAAUCAAAAACAUUAUUUAAUUAUUUACAAUUCUGAAUUGGAAAAGCAAUCUGAAUUUGAAUAUUUUCAUGAUUGGGCUGACAAUAUUGAUUUAUUUCAAGGAAUUGAACAAAAUACAAAUAGUUCAAUUAAAGAAAUAUCAUAUUGUAAUUUAAAAUGUAAAAUUAAAAUUGAAUAUUUUGAAAAUUAUCAGACACCUUCUGCUUCUAAUUACCAAUUAUCUGAAAUUCCAUUAAUUAAAAAAUUAAAUGAUAUUAAAUUAUUACAUGCAACAAAUUUAAUUGUUGUACGAAUUUAUAUUGUUCAAGGAUUACAUUUAAGAUCUCAUGAUAAAAAUAGUCCACCAGAUAGUUUUAUAAAAAUAAAACUUGGAAAAAAAUGUAUAAUAGAUCGUACUAAUUAUAUACCAAAUCAAUGUGAUCCAAUUUUUGGUAAACGUUAUCAAUUAGAUGCCAUGUUACCGAGGGAUAAUAUUUUACAAAUUUCAUUAUUUGAUCGCGGUUCUUGUAUUGAUACGCUAAUAGGAACUACAACAAUUGACUUAGAAGAUAGAUAUCGAACAAAAUUUAGGGCAACUGUAGGAAUAUCUAAUGAAUACGAUAGAGACGGUUACAAUAAAUGGCGUGACAAUAAGCAACCCAGUGCCCUUUUAGAAGAAAUAUGUGAAAAAUAUAAUUUAAAGGAACCAAUUUAUUUAGAAAAUUGUAUUAUUGUGAAUGAAAUAAAAUUUGAAGAUUCAAAUAUUUUUCAAUACGAUCGAGAUUUCAAAGAAAAAUUGAGUUUAUCGGCUUUGAAAAAUCUGCAUAAAAUACCAGAAAUUGGAUUUAAUUUAGUACCUGAACAUGUUGAAACAAGGUCACUUUAUCGAGAAGAUAGUCCAGGAAUAGAACAAGGUAAACUACAAUUAUGGAUAGAAAUAUUUGAUUAUGAAAAUAUUCCGGAACCAAUUAAUAUUACACCUAUUCCACCCAAAAAUUACGAAUUACGUGCUAUAAUUUAUAAUACCGGUGAUGUAAAAAUGGAUGAAACAAAUAUUUUUGGUACAAAAAUGUCUGAUAUUUAUGUAAAAUGUUGGCUUGAUAAUGUCGAUAAUUUUCAACGUACAGAUAUACAUUACAGAUCUCUUUCAGGAGUUGGAAAUUUCAAUUGGAGAAUGGUAUUUCCAUUUAAAUAUUCUGAAAAUGAAGAUAUGUUAGUGGUCACAAAACGAAAACGUUUUCAAGAUUCAUCUGAAAUUAAAAUGCCACCAAUAUUUAGUUUGCAAAUAUGGGAUUUAGAUAAAUUUUCGGCAAAUGACUUUCUAGGAUCUUUAGAAAUUAAUUUAUCAAAUUUAGCAGAACCAAGUCAAUCGAAAAGGAAUUGUAAUUUAAAGACUGAUGGCAAGAGAUUAAUAAACUUAUUUAAAGAAAAGAAAGUUAAAGGAUGGUUUCCAUGUAGUGGUCAUAAUAAUACAAAUGGUUAUGAAGUAUCGGUAAGUUGAAAUUCGUAUAGUUUCUCCUAUAAAAAGAAAUAUGUAUGUAUAUUUUAAUUUGUAUUGAAGGGCAAAAUUGAAAUGGAAUUAGAAAUUUUAACUGACAAAGAAGCUUUGAAUGAUCCAGUCGGCUUAGGACGUAAUCCACCAAAAGCAUUAAAAGAACCAAAUCGCCCGAAAACAUCAUUUGAUCCCUUCACGAAUCCAAUAAAAUCAUUAAAAUUUAUUAUAACUUCUUGA